AUGUCGCUCAUCCUACCAGAAUGGGUGGCCCACUACAACGACGACAAGAAGGCAAAACGCUCUACCAUCUUCAGCGUUGCUGUUCAUCCCGACUCCAGCCGUCUAGCCACAGCAGGUCUCGACACCAAGAUUCGCAUCUGGUCCACCGCCACCAUCCUCUCCGAGGCAGACGAGAAAGACACAAACUCACAUCGACUCCUCUCCACUCUCUCACGACAUACCGGCAGCGUCCUCGUGGUGAGAUGGGCCAACUCAGGCCGCUUCCUCGCUUCCGGCUCCGAUGACACUGUCGCUCUCAUCUGGGAUCUCGACCCCAGUGGCAUGGGUGGUGGCAGUUUCGGAUCCACCGAUGUCAACCUCGAAAGCUGGAGGCCCUUCCGUCGUCUGGCAGGGCAUGAAUCAGACGUCGUAGACUUGGCAUGGGCCGAGGAUGACGAGUUCAUCGCAACCGUUGGUCUCGACUCCAAGGUCUUCAUCUGGUCUACCACCACAUUCGAGCGAUUACGCACCAUCGAUGCUCAUCAAGGCUUCGUCAAAGGGGUCGUCUUUGACCCUCUCGGUCAAUACCUCGCAACGGCUUCCGAUGACAAGACCGUCAAGGUUUGGCGCACCUCCGACUGGAGCCUCGAGCGAUCUGUCACCCACCCUUUCCUCACCAGCCCUUCGACCGCCUUCUUCCGCCGCCCGAGUUGGUCCCCCGAUGGUAGCUUGCUCCUCUGUGCCAACGCUAUGAGCGGUCCCGUCUUCGUUGCCAGCGUCGUCAAGCGAUCCAACUGGACAAGCGACAUUUACUUUGUCGGUCACGAGAAUGCCGUCGUUGUCACUGCCUUCAGUCCCAAGAUCUUUGUCGGCUUUGAUGGAGGUACACACUCUUGCGUGGUCGCGUUAGGCUCGCUUGACCAGUCGGUCUCCAUCUGGAUCACUGGUCUUGAGCAGCCCGUCUUGGUCGCCAGGGACGUCUUCCAGCGACAGGUCAUGGAUCUUUCCUGGUCAGCUGAUGGCUACACGCUCUAUGCCUGUUCAUCGGACGGCACCGUCGCCGUCUUCAACCUUACACCUGACAUCAUCUCGGAAGCCUUGAGCGGCAAGAGACUUGAACAAUCGCGAGCAAAGCACGGUGUCAAGAGGAUUCGAAAUGUCGCAACCUCUUCCAAUGGCGCCCUCAUCGCCGGAACUUCAGAUCGUCCCAAUCUUCUUCGACCACGCAAAGUUGGACAGACUCUGCCACCACGUUCCUCAGUGACACCCGUGCCCCUUGCUGGUAGCGUGCCCCCUGUUCGACCCGCAGCAUCCAAAAACGAGCGAUUGCAGCAAACCAUCACCAUCACCAAAGACGGCAAACGUCGCAUUCGACCCACCCUCAUCGGCGACGACCUCGCACCCGCACCCGCACCUGCACCUCUCCCUCACUACGCCUCCGAGCCGGCAACUACGCAGCACCCUUCUAUGCAGACCUUCCAGUCCCAUCAGCUACCAGCCAUGCGUGAAGCUGUUGGCGGUACCACUACCGACGGAUUCGGUUCUGGUCGCAGUGCGAACGGCGUGCACGCGAGCAGCACCAAUGGAAGCUUUUAUGGCGCUACAACAUCAAAUGCGCCCGGCUCGAUGCCUGUCAUGGCGAUGCCGUCUGCCGCUGCCACUUCAUUGAUGCCCUACGUGCCUGUAGGUCUACCUUUCGGCAUCAUGCCCGAAGGUGCCAGCCCCGAAGACAUGAUGCAAUUCUGGACCGAGUUCCAACAACGCUUCAUGCGGGGCAAGAAGCGCAAGGUGGAAGAAGUCGAGACCGACUCGGAAGAUAUCGAGCCCAUCGGCAAGCUUCAGAAGGGCAAGACGAGGGCGGACGUUGGACGAACACUGGCAGGUGAGACUCCACGUGAUCCGCCAGGUCCGAAGAAGGUGCUGCGAGAGGCUUUAGUGGGUGCAAGUGGAAUCGUCGAGAAUGGUGUUCGCAAAGGCGUGCACCUGGCUGUUCCCGAGACUUCGAGCAUCUAUCGCCGGGAUGAGGAUAACAUGUCGAUAGAAAUCCGCAACUUUGAUGAAUCACGACCGACCGAGAUCGCGCGACUCGACCCUUCCGACAAGGACCGCGCGCUCUGGUUCGACUUUAGCCCAACAGCUGCCACGCUAGCCACAGCCGCAUCCUUCUUCUCUGCCGUAGCUUUGGAGGAUUCAACGAUACUCAUCUACUCGGCGCGAGGUCGAAGGAUUGGCAAUCUGCUGUUGGACUCGGCUUGCUACCGAUUGGAAAGCAAUGGCGUCGUGCUUAUGGCAGUCACUGUCUCCGGUCUCAUGUACAGAUGGAACAUUCGUACCGAUCGUGAGAUUCAUCGACCGAUCUCGGUGCUCAACCUGCUUGGUGAGCCUGAGAAUCUCUUGUCAAUGACGAUACACAGCAACGGAGCGCCCAUUGUGAUCCUGCACAGCGAGAAGGCGUACACGCUCGACGACAACAAGCUUGGUUGGGUCUGCAUCAGCGACAGCUGGUGGGCAGAACACUCGGAAGCAUGGGAUGGACGCACACGCAGUCGCGGUAGCGAGGCAGCCAUUCGUGAUCCUGUGCGAGCGAUCGAAGCCGAGAUCAACACGAUGUAUGUCCGUCGUGUGCACGGAGAUAAUCAGGUGGGAACACAGGAGGAGUCGGACGACGAAGAAAGUCCUUCAGUCGAGAUGACGGUACCCGAAGACAAGAAAUCGGACUUUGUCAUUGCGAUCACGCUGAGACACCUAGAAGCACGAAUGCUAGCUGCCAUCAUCCUCGAUAGUGCCAACGAGUACAAGAACUACUUGAUGGCUUAUGCCAAACGCAUCGCAGAAGAGGGCAUCAAAAACCAGGCUGAAGAUCUGAUCAAGUCAUUGAUUGGUCCCAUCUACUACAAACCAGAAAAGGAUCAGGAUUCGUCCUGGGAGUCGACUGUGCUCGGCUUCGAUAAGCGUCAACUCUGCAGUCAGGUCCUGCAGAUUCUGGCAAGACCUCGCAAUUUGACCGCGCUGGUACAGCCGUAUCAGGAGAUCCUUGCCAACAUGAAGGCGUAA
Messenger RNA from Ustilago hordei, 3033 nucleotides. RefSeq lists its product as uncharacterized. Gene Ontology annotation, biological process: DNA-templated transcription; regulation of DNA-templated transcription; chromatin remodeling. The record is from RefSeq and is a predicted model, not a curated record. Gene Ontology annotation, cellular component: HIR complex; nucleus. The transcript has a single exon. Gene Ontology annotation, molecular function: nucleosome binding; protein binding. The coding region runs from base 1 to 3033 and encodes 1010 amino acids. NCBI's taxonomy places the organism in Eukaryota, Fungi, Basidiomycota, Ustilaginomycetes, Ustilaginales, Ustilaginaceae.